This is a messenger RNA of Gordionus sp. m RMFG-2023, 765 nucleotides long. RefSeq names its product probable ATP-dependent RNA helicase DDX20. The record is from RefSeq and is a predicted model, not a curated record. The transcript has 4 exons. Gene Ontology annotation, molecular function: RNA binding; RNA helicase activity; ATP binding. Bases 1 to 765 code for a protein of 254 amino acids. Gene Ontology annotation, cellular component: SMN complex. Lineage: Eukaryota; Metazoa; Nematomorpha; Gordioida; Chordodea; Parachordodidae. Gene Ontology annotation, biological process: spliceosomal snRNP assembly.
AUGAAAAUUCCAGCUAAAAAAAUUAGAAUUAGAUUGGCUCAUGAUUUUGAGAGUUUACCUAGAACUGAUGAUGUUAAAUUAGAAUUAAAUGAACAUUAUUCAAAUUUCGAGAAACUACAUUUAUCUCCGGAGACAAUCACAGGCCUCUUCAAGUGUGGAUUUCAUUUUCUUACUCCAAUACAGCAAAAGGCUAUUCCACUUGGUCGAAUGGGAGUAGAUUUGAUUCUUCAGUCGAAAGCGGGAACUGGUAAAACUUGUGUAUUUACUGUAAUUGCACUCGAAACUAUAAAUUUUGAUAUCUUAUCUCCUCAGGUAAUUAUAUUGGUGCCAUCAAGAGAAAUAGCCUUUCAAAUAAAAAUUGCCAUACUGAAUAUAGGUCAAGGUUAUUCCAAUCUUAAAGUUGCAUGUUUUGUGGGAGGAUAUAAGAUUAAAGAUAAAGAGAACUCAGAUGAUAAACUAUUAGAAUUAUAUUCGAGUCAUAUUAUUAUCGGAACCCCAUCCCGUAUAAAACACUUUAUGUAUUUAAAAUUGAUUAAUUUGCAAAUGGUCAAGUUAUUUAUAAUUGAUGAAGUUGAUCAAAUAUUCCGAGUUAAAGAACAUGAAGAAAUGAUCAAUUGGAUAUAUUCUAGUCUUGCCAAAACGAAACAAAUAAUUAUCACAUCCGCCACUUAUUCUAAUCACUUAAUUAAAAUAUUUUAUGAGAAAUAUAUGAAUAUGCCCCUCAUUAUUCGUAUAGAUGAUGAUGAUGUUCAAUUAAAAGGUUAG